This is a messenger RNA of Thamnophis sirtalis, 5892 nucleotides long. NCBI's taxonomy places the organism in Eukaryota, Metazoa, Chordata, Lepidosauria, Squamata, Natricidae. The record is from RefSeq and is a predicted model, not a curated record.
AUGAUCACCCCCGAGCACCGUAGUUUCCUCAGAUUCUCCCACGAGGGUAUCCACUACCAAUACAGGGCCCUUCCCUUUGGGUUAGCGUCGGCCCCCAGAACCUUCACCAAGGAGCGUAGAAACAGCAUUGUUCAGCUGGUUCAGGAGAUUCGCAAGACUCGCUCUGUUUCCAUAGCUCUUCACUCCAGGCUUCUUGGGAAACUCAUCUUCUGCAUCGGGAUCGUGCCCUGGGCUUGUCUCUACGCCAGAGAGCUGCAGUGUUCCUACCUCCACACCAGAGGGACGGGACGAAUGAUGCGAGCUUCAAGAUCCCUACCUGGUGAACAUGUUGAAGUUACCCCACUGGAGAAUCCCACAGGGGGAGGUGGUUCUGUGCCAGGGGACUCUGGAACACCCAGAUCCAGAGUGGCUCCAUCUGACCACCUGGCGCUUGAGCGGGAGCAACUAAGGGAAGCCCACUUCUCCACCAGGGUCAUCAGGAUCAUUGAGGCUUCCAGAAGGGGUUCCACCAUUCGUAUCUACAACAUGUCCUGGGCCGCCUUUGCGACCUGGUGCUGGGCUGCGGGGAUAGACCUGACUCUGGCCUCCGUGCCCCAGAGUGUAAUGAACAAGCUGCACACCGUCAGCGUGCCCUAUGCAGUGAUGAAAACCUGCCCGCUUUCUUGGGCACAGAGGGUUCACACUCACAAAGCUAAAGUAGCUUUGGUGAAAUGUCGAGAUUUGCACUGGGCCAUGAUGGCUCACCGAGACCAAAGAGAUGUCAGCUUAAAUUCCCUACGGAUGCUGAUUGUAACUGAUGGUGCUAAUCCCUGGUCUGUGUCUUCGUGUGAUGCUUUCCUGAGUCUCUUCCAGAACUACGGGCUUAAACCAGAGGCAAUAUGUCCCUGUGCUACAUCUCCUGAAGCAAUGACAGUGGCUAUCCGGAGACCUGGUGUUCCUGGGGCACCUUUGCCUGGAAGAGCUAUCUUAUCAAUGAAUGGUCUGAGCUAUGGCGUCAUUCGUGUAAAUACAGAAGAUAAGAAUUCUGCUCUCACCAUACAGGAUGUUGGUCAUGUUAUGCCAGGUGGAAUGAUGUGUAUCGUGAAGCCGGAUGGCUCCCCUCAGCUUUGCAAGACAGAUGAGAUUGGGGAAAUCUGUGUUAGCGCCAGAACAGGAGGGAUGAUGUAUUACGGGCUCAGUGGAGUAACGAAGAACACAUUUGAGUUUUGGUUUUCUGCAUAUCUCCCAGACACUAUUUGGGAUAAAGCUGAUCACCCUGUAAGGCAAACAGAGCCCAUCCAUACAACCUCUCUUCUGUUUCUUUUUAGGAUUGCUGUGUUCUCUGUCACUGUGUUUUAUGAUGAAAGGAUUGUGGUGGUAGCUGAACAACGGCCUGAUGCUUCUGAAGAAGAUAGUUUUCAGUGGAUGAGUCGUGUACUGCAGUUCUUUUUCUUUUUGCAGCAUCAGUUUCUGUCUGAGGUGCUUCAGUGGCGAGCACAGGCGACUCCUGAGCACAUGCUUUUCCUCUUGCUGAAUGCCAAGGGGGCCCCUGUCUGUACAGCAACUUGCCUACAGCUGCAUAAGCGAGCGGAGCGAAUUGCAUCAAUUCUGUAUGAAAAGGGACACCUCAAUGCUGGGGAUAAUGUGGUGCUGCUCUAUCCUCCUGGCAUUGAACUCAUUGCAGCGUUUUAUGGCUGCCUGUAUGCUGGCUGUAUCCCAGUAACUGUCCGGCCUCCACAUGCUCAGAACCUCACUGCCACUUUGCCCACAGUCCGGAUGAUAGUAGAUGUGAAUGUCCCAUGCAUCAGUCAGUGCCCUCUGUAGAGCCAUAAAGCUCCAGUGUGAGCUGUACUCCACACGGCAAAUUGCCAUCUGUCUUGAUCCCUAUUGUGGCCUCGGCUUUGCACUUUGGUGUCUUUGUAGCGUGUAUUCUGGUCAUCAGUCCAUUUUAAUUCCUCCUAUGGAGUUAGAAUCAAAUCUUUUCCUGUGGCUCUCAACUGUAAGCCAGUAUAAAAUACGGGAUACUUUCUGUUCCUAUUCUGUCAUGGAUAUGUGUACCAAGGGGCUUGGGAAUCAGGUGGAAGUAUUAAAGUGCUCCUUAGAACGCCAUGAUGCAUUGUAUGUUGUCGGGGCACUGGAUGAAACUCUGGAAUUACGUGGAUUGCGUUAUCAUCCAAUUGAUAUAGAAACUUCAAUUUCUCGGAUGCACAGGAGCAUUGCAGAAUGUGCUGUAUUCACAUGGACCAAUUUACUUGUAGUGGUUGUGGAAUUGUGUGGCUGUGAGCAAGAAGCUCUUGAUUUAGUCCCUCUGGUUACCAAUGUGGUCCUGGAAGAACAUUAUCUGAUUGUAGGAGUCGUGGUGGUAGUUGAUCCUGGGGUGAUACCCAUCAAUUCCAGAGGAGAGAAGCAGCGGAUGCAUCUCCGUGACAGUUUCUUGGCUGAUCAACUGGAUCCCAUAUAUGUAGCAUACAACAUGUAAUUUUGCAAGUGUGGGUCUGAAACUAUCCUACAAACUGAGCAAGAACCAGGAAUGACUGUGGAAACAAAAGAAGCUGACAGAAGAAUUAGCAAUGAUAGUUGUGAACCUGGACAAUGCUGUUUGACUCCUUUUCUCUCCAUCUUACUGGACUGACAGCAAGCUGGACUGAUCAAAAGACAAAAGAUGGCAACCAGGGAACUACAUUUGUAUUGUAAGAUGAUAGCUUUACAGGCAAUGAAAAAUAGGCCCUCGUGAAAAACAAACACCAAUUAUUAGGGCCUUUAUUGUAGUGUUAACAUUUUCAAUUACUGUAUAUAUUUGUACUUUUUCUAACACUGAUUUAGAAUUCUAUGAGGGAUGAUUUAUUUAGUUAAAAUACAAAUCUGUAAGAACCUGGUUAUGUAAGUCCUAUGUAUACCGUCUGUAAACAGUGUACUUUAAAACUAUUAGCUUAAUCCUGUAGUACUGUGUUGAAAGGGAUCACGUUUACUUAAAAUUGUGCCAUGACCACACUCAAUAUUCAACAGAAGAUUCACUUAUUCAUAUAGCUUAUCUCAUGAACUUAAAAAGAAUUUGCCUCUAUUUAAAAUAAUAUGUAAAUAUUAGUAUGCAUAAUUCAUUUAUUUAGAAAACUGAUUCAAAUAAUUAAGAAUUUAACAAAGUCCUUAAAUAAAUUAUGGUUAGGCAAUUAAAGUGAGGAAUGCAAUUAGACUAUUAGGUUUCUCUUAUUUUGUUGCUGGUCAGGUAUGAUGGCAUAGCAUGUAGAAACGUUUUCAAUGCAAAUGUUUAUAAAGAGGCUGACUCUUAUCAGCGUUACAAGCAUUUUAAAAAGCAAGAAGCAAUUCUGUGAUUUUGGAAUGUUGAAUAGAAUUUGUAUAGCCUACUAAAAUGUUUUUUAUAAGCAAACACGUGUUAACCAGAACCACUCCAUUUAUGAUCUUAGACAUAUUUUGUUUGAUUGGUGCACAGUAACAAUUCAUUUGAAAGAAAAUUCCUACCAUUACUUUGAUGUGCUAUUUUCUGGGUGGGAUUCAUUACUGUACUGCAAAUCAUAGGCUUUUGCAGGAUGUCUUUGAAUCAGAAACAGCCUAUUAAUUCUUUUGAAAGAUUGGCAAGUUGUGAUUAUCCCAUUCAAAAUAGCUGAUCAGUUUCAGCCUUCAAAGAAUUGAUGACAAUAGAUGCCUUAAAAUGUGCUGGAAUAGCCAUUGUUUGAAAAUGGUCUGCAACCCCAUCUCCAAUAAGCUGGUAGGAAAAACAAUAUUUCUAUUUAAACCAUUUUUUUUCUGAUUACACUUUAGAAUCUUCUUGUUUCUCCUUAAGAAGUUUGUUGAAAUAACACAGAAAGCAGAUACUAGAAAUGGUGACAAACUUCCUUGGGCCAUUUGUGGCCUAUUGUGUAAAUACUUAGAAUAUUUUAAUAAUGUCUGUUUACCCUCCCUGUAACAAAGUUAGUGUUUUUAGACAUUUUUAAGAGAGAUAUAAAUAUAAACCUGGAUUAAAUCAUCAGCUACAGCAGCUAUAUUAAGUGUAGCUCUGGCAACUUAUUCCUUAAGACAAAUUCCAAAUGUAUACUUGAAAACCUUUCUGUACAAACUUUCAAAAGCUUGUUUUUUUAAUGGCUUGACGUAUAGAUAUUUAGACAGAAAACUUUUAAAUAUAUUAACAAAAUAUUCACAAUUACCUUCUUAUACAUAUGUUGUUCAAUAUAUCUUGAAGAAUUAUGGUGAAAGCAGUACAGGGUGGAGGGAGGUUCAUUACUUCAAAUCGUUGAAAUAUUAACUAAUGGUUCUUAAUGAAUACGAUUUGAAUAUUUUGCAUUAUCAGUAUUUCCACAGUGUGGUGCUGCUAUGUAAUUAAAAUGCACUCCAUGCUGAAGUUGUUUUUAACUUGUAGUUUGCAAUAGUUUGGAAAAUGAACACAGAUAAAGCAGUUGCUGGCACUCCACAUGGGAACAGAAGGCCUUCAGCAAAUAAAUGUUCUGUGUACUCCAGCCUUUAUUUAUUCACUCCAAUGUGGCUCUUAAGAGGUCUCAAGUUUUAUAAAAAUACACUUUUAAUGUCCUACUGAAUGAAAACAGAGCAUAGUUCUCUACCCAAGGUUGUAGCAGUAUUUUCUACACUUAUGUUUAGAUUCUUAUUACAUGUAAUAUGGUAGAUUUACUGUGUGCAGUCUAGGAAAACGUUGGAAAAUAUUACAGAUCUUCUAAUCUGAAAUACUUCAAGUUUUGUUUUCAACAUUGACUUCAAAUACAUCAUUUUCUCCUUGAUUUAAUUGUUAAAUAUUUUAUUUGUUCCCUGUUAAUGUGAGAUUUUAAUAUACUUUCUCCAAAGAUUUAUAAUUAAUACACCAAGGAUUUCAAUGUUAUUCUUUAGCCCUGAGAUCUCUUCAGUGCCACACAUAUUUGCCUUCCAAUAAUUUAUACACAUGGCUGAGAUACCAAAGGAAUGAUUGUAGAAUCAGUGCUCUCUUUAUGGGGGUUCUGACACUGAUUUGCUCAGUGUGGCUUUGGGUGUGCUAUUCUGUGUUCUCCAUCAGACAUUACAGAUUCCACAUGGAAUACAAUAAGGAUUAGUUCUCAGUAGGUUCUGGAGUUAGCUUGUUCUCCUCCCUCCCCCCCCCCCCUCAUUCCAUGUAAUCAUUGUAUGGUAAUACUUUUUCAUAUAUCCAAAGAAGUUAAAGCCAGCAUUUUCAGCCUUGGCUUUUUGGAUUUACUUAUUAGCUCAGGUAAUACUUAAUUUAAAUACAGUGGCUUGGAUCAAAGUAUUCCUUCUGCAAAUGGAAGGACUGCUGUUUUCAUAAGCCCGAGAUUAAAUUCCAACAACAAUGGAAGUGUGGGAGCUCUGUGAAUACCCUGUAAUUCUCAUAACAUGUUUCUUUCACAUUUUGCUUUUCAGAGGUUUAUGGAGUGUUGACAGUGAUAGAAUUGCCUUCCUAUAUUCUUCUGUCAUGAAUAUCUCAUGAAUGCAGUUUUAUUAACAAAAAACCCUCUGAAUUUACAUCAUUACUAAAUAUAUAUUAAUAUGAAGCAAUUAGAAUACUUAUUCCUGAGAAUGAAUUUACUACCCUGAACACAAAACUACAAAACCAUUUCACAUUUUUUUUCAAAGAUAAGCUUUUUUUUAGUUAAAUAGUUUGCUUUUCAAUUUUUUACUGUGCAGUUUAGCAAUGAUGGGCCAAGCUUAACUGAUGGAGAUAUGAUUGUAAAAACAAUAGAUCAUUGUCUUUAAUUUUUUUUUGCUUUUGUUGAUGUCAAUACGUUUACCAUUUGUCAGAUUCAAAUCACAACUGUGUAAUUAUGUAAAAAGUCUUUUUUAUUUAUUUGAAAUUAGGUUUUAGAUAUACUUUUAAAAAAUUUAACAUCUGGCUGGACAGUGUUCCAUUAAUGCAUUGAUUGUGUCUUUCUUGUCUUGUGUUAAUAAAUAAUGAUGCCUGUC